This is a messenger RNA of Staurois parvus, 330 nucleotides long. The record is from the annotation of a GenBank genome assembly. Lineage: Eukaryota; Metazoa; Chordata; Amphibia; Anura; Ranidae.
UGAGUGGAGGGAUUGGCAGAGAGGGGUGGAGGACACUGAAUGGAGGCCAGUGGAGGGAUUGGCAGAGAGGAGUGGAGGACACUGAAUGAAGGCCAGUGGAGGGAUUGGCAGGGAGGGGUGGAGGACACUGAAUGGAGACGAGUGGAAGGAUUGGCAGGGAGGGGUGGAGGACACUGAAUGAAGGCCAGUGGAGGGAUUGGCAGAGAGGGGUGGAGGACACUGAAUGGAGGCCAGUGGAAGGAUUGGCAGAGAGGGGUGGAGGACACUGAAUGGAGGCCAGUGGAGGGAUUGGCAGAGAGGGGUGGAGGACACUGAAUGGAGGCCAGUGGA